This is a messenger RNA of Cynara cardunculus var. scolymus (artichoke), 1337 nucleotides long. Its product is annotated as WAT1-related protein At1g21890-like. The coding region runs from base 89 to 1231 and encodes 380 amino acids. NCBI's taxonomy places the organism in Eukaryota, Viridiplantae, Streptophyta, Magnoliopsida, Asterales, Asteraceae. Gene Ontology annotation, cellular component: plasma membrane. The transcript has 7 exons. Gene Ontology annotation, molecular function: transmembrane transporter activity. The record is from RefSeq and is a predicted model, not a curated record.
AUCACAUACUUCUACAUAGAUAGAGAAAUAUAUAUACAAAUAUAUAUAUAUAUAGAGGGAGAGAGAGGUGUUAACUAGUCAUAGAGAAAUGGGUUCGUUUAAAGAAGCAUUGAACUCAUCAAAACCAUACCUAGCGAUGGUGGCUCUCCAGUUUGGAUAUGCUGGAAUGUAUAUCAUAACCAUGAUCGGCAUGAAACGUGGACUCAGCCACUGGAUUCUCGUAGUCUAUCGUCAUGCCACCGCUACUCUUGUCAUUGCUCCGUUUGCUCUUGCUUUUGAGAGGAAAAUAAGGCCAAAGUUGACGCGAUCUGUGUUGCUCAAAGUGCUCCUUCUGGGUUUACUAGAGCCUGUGAUUGAUCAAAACUUGUACUUUUUGGGGAUGACAUACACAUCCGCAACAUAUGCCUCCGCGAUCAUCAAUGUUCUUCCUGCCCUCACGUUCAUAAUGGCGUUGGUUUUCGGGAUGGAGAAGGUGAAUCUAAAACGGAUUCAUAGUCAAGCGAAAAUAGCUGGGACGGUGAUCACAGUGACAGGAGCAACGGUGAUGACUCUGUAUAAAGGACCAAUUGUUGAUAUAUUGUGGUACUCUCAUCACGGUGCAGCAACCACCCACAAAGCUGCCGCCGGUGCUUCGUCUUCCGGCCAACAUAUGCUCGCCGGCACAAUCAUGAUUCUAGCUUGUACAUGCAGUUGGUCUGCCUACUUCAUUGUUCAGUCGAUGACGUUAAAAGAGUAUCCCGCAGAGCUAAGUCUGACGUCGUUGAUAUGUUUAGCCGGUACGGUGGAAGGUGGGAUUAUAGCGAUGAUUAUGGAGCGUGAUCCAAAAGCAUGGGCUCUUGGCUUUGAUUCUAGGCUUCUUGCAUCUGUUUACUCGGGUGUAAUUUGUUCGGGGAUCGCAUACUAUGUUCAAGGAGUUGUCAAUAGGGUUCGUGGUCCGGUCUUCGUGACCGCAUUCAGUCCGCUUUGCAUGAUCAUAACCGCAGUUCUUGGUGCCAUCGUGUUGUCCGAACAAGUCCACCUUGGAAGUUUGCUAGGAGCCAUCAUCAUCGUGAUGGGUCUUUACUCGGUGGUGUGGGGUAAAAGCAAAGAUCAUCUACUAACAUCGGAGAAAAGCUUGGGUCAAGAGCUACCAACCGUCGACAAGCACCAUGCCAAGAUGGCUUACGACACCACGGAUGCACCAUUUGAGCCGGUCAUAACUAAGGAUAAAAGUCUUCCACAAGAGCCUUGAUUCGUCGUUUUUUGCUACAUCCCUAACUUCUACGUUACGUGUUACUUCAACGUUUUCUCUUUGCAAUGUACACCCUUUUAUUGUAUGUAAUCAAAUGACUAUGAAU